Messenger RNA from Ricinus communis (castor bean), 2110 nucleotides. RefSeq names its product 7-deoxyloganetin glucosyltransferase. Lineage: Eukaryota; Viridiplantae; Streptophyta; Magnoliopsida; Malpighiales; Euphorbiaceae. Bases 59 to 1516 code for a protein of 485 amino acids. The transcript is spliced from 2 exons. The record is from RefSeq and is a predicted model, not a curated record. Gene Ontology annotation, molecular function: UDP-glycosyltransferase activity.
GCACAAUUCACAGGUGAAAAAGAAAGAGAAAGGGAAAGAAAAAAGAAAGAAAAGGAAAAUGGCAAUGGUUGGUAACAAGCCUCAUGUGGUGUGUGUUCCAUUCCCAAUGCAAGGGCACAUAAUUCCGAUGCUAAAAUUUGCAAAACUCCUUCACUACAAAGGUUUUCAUGUCACCUUUGUCAACACUGAGUUUAACCAUAACCGCAUUCUUGACUCCAGAGGUUCGAAUUCCUUAGAUGGCUUCCUCGACUUCCGUUUUGCCACUAUACCUCUUCAACACCCUCCUUCCGAUUCUCACACUAGUUUAGCCAUGAAUUUGCUUGCCCUACGUGAGACUUGCAGAAAGCACUUCCUGACCCUUUUUCGUGAUCUUGUGACCAACCUCAAUGACACUGCUUCUUCUUCAAGUCCUCCGGUGACAUGUAUCCUUUCCGAUGCUAUUUUGAGUUAUAGUUUAACUCUCUCCGAGGAACUUGAAAUUCCUAACGUUUUGCUUUGGAAUAUGGGAGCUUCUGGGUUUAUGAGUUUUAAGCAUUCUCGUGAUCAAAUCAAACAAUGUAUUGCUUUCCUCAAAGAUCCAAACAAUAUCCAGGGAGCUUCAGGUAUGAAUCUGGACAGCAUGAUGGAAUGGAUUCCAGGAAUGAAAGGAGCUCAAGUGAGGGAUUUGUCCAAGUUCAUCAAAACUAAAAAUCAAAUAAAUUCCAUGGAAGAUUCUAGCGAAGGUGAUCUGGGAAGAGCUUCAAAAGCAUCAGCUGUUAUAUUUCACACUUUUGAUGCCCUAGAAAGUGAAGUUUUGGACAGCCUUUCUCCAAUCUUUCAAAGGGUCUUUACCGUUGGUCCUCUACAAUUGCUCCUUGACCAAAUCCCAAAUGAUCAACACAAUUCUAUAGAAUGCAAUCUGUGGAAUGAAGAGGCAGAGUGCAUCAAAUGGCUUAAUUCCAAAGAACCCAACUCAGUGAUUUACAUAAAUUUUGGAAGCACUACAGUAAUUACUGAGGAGCAACUAGUUGAGCUUGCAUGGGGACUUGCUAAUAGUAACCAUAAUUUCUUGUGGAUAACAAGGCCAGAUCUGAUCAUGGGAGCCUCAGCAAUUCUGCCACCCGAGUUUUUGGUUGAAACUAAAGAGAGAGGCUUUAUAGCAAGUUGGUGCCCACAAGAAGAAGUACUCAAUCACACAUCAACAGCAGGAUUCCUAACCCAUUGUGGAUGGAACUCAAUAUUGGAAAGCAUAUCUUCAGGAACACCAAUGAUCUGCUGGCCAUUCUUUGGAGAACAUUUUGUCAACUGUAGAAAGAGUUGCAAUGAAUGGGGAAACGGAAUGGAAUUGAGUAAUAAUUUCAAAAGAGAUGAUGUAGAGAAGCUUGUUAAAGAGUUGAUAAAUGGAGAAAAUGGUAAAAAGAUGAAGAGCAAGGCUAUGGAGUGGAAGGAAUUAGCAGAAGAGGCUACUACUCCAAAAGGGUCAUCAUCCUUGAACCUGAACAAUCUAGUGAAUGAAGUCCUGCUAUCAAGGAAGUGAUUGAUCAAGUUGGUGAUCUUUUUGGGUUAUAUUUAACUUGUCUUAGUGAUGAUGAUUUGAUGCACACUUGAGUGUUAUGUUUGGUGAGUCUGGUCAUUGGUCAAUUAGCUUUCUCAGGUUGUUUACAGUAUCUUUCUUUUGUGAUGCUUUCUCAGGUUGGUUGUUUACAGUAUCAUUGGGCAAUUAGCUUUCUCAGGUUGUUUGUUUGAUAUUCAAAAAGUAAUCGCCAAAAGUAAAAUAAUUUACAUUUACGUCCAACAGACCUUUCUAUGGCCCAUUCGAACCUGAGCCCAACUGGGCGACCAAGCGACGUCGUUUGGAGUUAGAAGAAAAAAAACAAUCCUGCAAUUUGCAUCGAUUCUUCUAAAAAUUCAACUCUAGGGUUUACCUGUGGCAAUUUAACAGUUAAACAAAGGGUCCAAAUAUAUUAAACUCAAAUUCAAUUGUUAUAUUAAAUCCAAAAUUCAAUUGUUUCUGUUAAAACUCUGUAAUCGAUUCAAUGUUGGACGAAAGUAAAUUUGAUGUGCAACUGAAGUUAUGGGCAUUAAGAAUACCUCGUGAACUCUGCAAGACUGCAACUCGCUUACUGAAUGG